Rhodofomes roseus is the source of this 2076-nucleotide messenger RNA. RefSeq lists its product as uncharacterized. Bases 1 to 2076 code for a protein of 691 amino acids. The transcript is spliced from 3 exons. NCBI's taxonomy places the organism in Eukaryota, Fungi, Basidiomycota, Agaricomycetes, Polyporales, Fomitopsidaceae. Gene Ontology annotation, cellular component: RNA polymerase II transcription regulator complex. Gene Ontology annotation, molecular function: DNA-binding transcription activator activity, RNA polymerase II-specific; transcription cis-regulatory region binding. The record is from RefSeq and is a predicted model, not a curated record.
AUGCUCGUCGACAACCCGCUACAAUCAGGCUUUAGCCUCAAUUCAGCCUUCGAAGACUUCUUCAACAUGGAUCUUCUCGCAGGCCCCUCGAACGCCGCAGGCUCGAGCUCUAGUGGCUCGUCGCCGCGUUCAGACGGUUCCCCCUCCGAGUCUUUCACCGGCCUCCCCCCGACCCCCCCGAACCCCUACGUGCCCGACGUCGCCCUCAACUCCCAUCCGUACCUCGAUUUUCCCCUUGACGAUGACUUCUCCAAGCUCGACCUCCCCAUGCCCCUCGCAGCGCCCGGCUUCGACUUCAUGAGCGCCUUCUCCAGCGCUGCGGCGCAGAUGGCAAGCCCAGGCGACUCGGGCUCCGGUGCGUCGUCCUCGACGUCCGGCACGUCGCCAACAAGCAUCGACCCGCAGCUGGUUACCUCUCCCACGGGCCCCAAGCCCGCGAGCGAGUUCGGUGAAUCCGUCGAGGAGGACGAGGACGAGGAGGGAGAUAAUGAAGACUCCAUGAGUGCCAUGGACGAUGCCCUGGACGAGGAGCUGUCGCUCGCGCCCAUGAAAGUCGGUGGCCGAGGCAAGUCGAACCGGAAGGGCACCGUACAGUCAGGUGGCGUCGUUAAGCGCGCCGGGAGCGAGAAGAAGGAAAACAAGCCGGCGAACAUGCUCGCAACAACGUCCAACGACCCCGAGGACUGGCGACCGACGCCUGAGGAGUACAAGAAGAUGAGCAGCAAGGAGAAGCGCCAGCUGAGGAACAAGAUCAGCGCUAGGAAUUUCCGUGUGAGGAGGAAGGAGUACAUCACUACCCUUGAGGGCGACAUCGCGGAACGCGAUCGUCUCAUCGACGCCAUCCGCACCGAGCUCGGUAGCAUGCGGUCAGAGAACGGCGCUCUCCGCCAGGAGAUCGAUGCGCUCAAGAAAGCCCUACUUGAUGGUCGCGGCAGCGUCGACACUCCCGUACUUCCGCCUCCUGCUCCCAUCCCUACCGUCUCCCCUCUCCUUUCCUCCGGCCCCUCUUCCAACACGUCAAGCGCGCCUGUUCCGCCCAAGAGCCCGCUCGUUACACCCAACACCCAGAAGGAUCUCCCGACGUCGCCCAGGCUUGGCGCGCGGGGUUUCUGGGGUGGUGCGUCGAGCCCUUUCGGCGCUGGCGGCUUCACUCCCGUGCACACCACUCUUGUGCCUGAGUGGGGCAGCGUGCUGUCGGGCAAGCCUAUCGGCAGGCGCAGCCCGACCCUCCAGGAGAACAUCAACCCGGUGCUCAACGCUGCACCCUGGCCUGGCGCUGACAAGGCUCAGCAACAGCGGCAACAGCAGCAGCAACAACAGCAACAGCUCGGCGCUCUCGAGUCGUUCAUUGAGAUGCACCCAUUCACAAUGAAGACCCUCGAUCCGUACCGCAUGCAGUUGUGGCGCAACAUGGCUUCCCAACAGCAAACUGGCCGUUCACAAGCCCAACAGCAGUCGCACGCAAGCCCGAGCCCAAGCCCGCUCUCGAGCCCCAACGCAUCGCCCUCCGGACUCGCCGGCGGCCUCCGCCCGCACUACUUCGCCAAGUCCGGCCCGCUCUCAGCUAUCCUCUCCGGCAAGGCCGCGGUCAACGCAUACCCGACCCCGCCGAACUCCCCGCCGCUCGCGCCGUCCCUCGCACAGAACCUCCAGCCGUCGCAGCCCGCGGGCGGCAAGGGGCAGCAGUCGCAAACACCAACAGCCCAGCAGGCGAUGCUUGCGUCGAUGGCGUCCCAGACGCUCAUGGGCAAGCUCGGCUCCGCGUUCUGGGACGCGUUCUCCGCGAAGCCCGCUGCGAUUCCGGUGUCCGGCACUGGCUCUGCGUCGCGCGCGGCCGCGCGGACGCUCGACGCGGACAAGAUGCGCCGCGUCAUGGAGGGCAGCGCCGUCCUCAAGGUCGUCGACGUCGAGCCGCAGGAGAAGACCUCGCCCCGCAUGGCGGCGCCCCAGCCGGCGUUGGCGCGCACGAUGUCGGCGUCGGCGGUGCCGUCGGCUUCGUCGAUGAACGAGAAGAAGUGCCAGCUGACGGACGUGCUCGCAGAGUCGAUGGCGAGCCUCAGCCUUGGGAAGAAGUAA